Molecule: messenger RNA, 372 nt
Organism: Fusarium pseudograminearum CS3096
Lineage: Eukaryota; Fungi; Ascomycota; Sordariomycetes; Hypocreales; Nectriaceae
Exons: 3
Coding region: 1-372 (123 amino acids)
Biological process (GO): mitochondrial respiratory chain complex III assembly
Cellular component (GO): mitochondrial membrane
Source: RefSeq, a predicted model, not a curated record
AUGGCAGCUAAGCAGCCAUCGUCAAGGUGGUGGUUCUGGACCAAGGUCGUUAUGGGUGGUGCUGUCGUCGCUGUCGGCGGACCAGCCUUCACCAUGUGGUUGACACCUACCGAGGAGGAACUUCGAUCGAGAUACAACCCCGAACUGCGCAAGAAGAGUCUGGAGAACCGCGAAGAGCGACAACAAGAUUUUGAUGACUUUGUGACCCGAUUGAAGGAGUAUUCAAAGUCUGACAAACCGAUUUGGAUCGUUGUGAAGGAGGAAGAGGAGCGAAAGCGAAAGAACGCUGCCGCUGCCGCAAAGGCGUCCAAGGUCGAGACCGACACGCGACGGGAAGAGAUGAGAAGAGAGGCUGGCCUGGACGCCAAAUAA